Molecule: messenger RNA, 1873 nt
Organism: Nematolebias whitei (Rio pearlfish)
Lineage: Eukaryota; Metazoa; Chordata; Actinopteri; Cyprinodontiformes; Rivulidae
Gene: dr1
Product: down-regulator of transcription 1
Exons: 3
Coding region: 535-1065 (176 amino acids)
Biological process (GO): chromatin remodeling; positive regulation of transcription by RNA polymerase II; negative regulation of transcription by RNA polymerase II
Cellular component (GO): negative cofactor 2 complex
Molecular function (GO): TBP-class protein binding; core promoter sequence-specific DNA binding; protein heterodimerization activity
Source: RefSeq, a predicted model, not a curated record
UGCAUGACAUCACAUCCGGUCUAAUUUAAGCUAAUGUUGCCCAGAUUACACAUAUUUCUAAAUUGAUUUUCGUAAGCUGUUAGUUUCUUUGAUUUAGUCGUUUUUUGUGGAACUGUAAAGUGGUUUUAUUCGUAGUUUAGUACCGUUUUUACCCAAGCCGUCGUCUGUAAAAAGCUGCCUACGCAGAUGCUCUUCAUUGUUAGCCUAGCGUUAGCCUCCACUUCUCUCUGCGAGGCGAUUCGGACCACAGCUGCCGACUGACUAGCCUGGUUACCAGUUAGUAAGGCAGGUCUUCUGUUUGUGUGGUGGCGUUUGUGGGACUUUUUAUUUUAUUUUUUCAUAUGAGGAGUGAACAGAGACGAGCCGCUGAUUGCUUAGCACGCAUCGAUUAGCCAACCGGCUAGUUUCGAGGAAACGUCUUCACUGGUUGUGUUGACGUUCACUCGACCUGCUUUAACUCCAGAGAGCCCAUUUCACCUCAUUGCCCAGAGGCAGAGCCGUUUGUUUAGUUUUAGUGUUUGGCAUUUUGCCACAAUGGCUUCCUCCUCUGGAAACGACGACGACCUCACCAUCCCCAGAGCGGCCAUCAACAAGAUGAUUAAAGAAACUCUCCCGAACGUCCGAGUGGCCAACGAUGCCAGGGAGCUGGUGGUCAACUGCUGCACCGAGUUCAUCCACCUCAUUUCCUCCGAGGCCAACGAAAUAUGCAACAAAUCCGACAAGAAGACCAUCUCCCCCGAGCAUGUCAUCAACGCCCUUGAAAGCCUCGGCUUUGCGUCGUACAUCACGGAGGUGAAGGACGUCCUGCAGGAGUGUAAAAGUGUGGCCCUGAAGAGGAGGAAGGCCAGCUCCCGGCUGGAGAACCUGGGCAUCCCAGAAGAGGAGCUCCUCAGACAGCAGCAGGAACUCUUUGCAAAGGCCCGGCAGCAGCAGGCGGAGCUCGCCCAGCAGGAGUGGCUGCAGAUGCAGCAGGCCGCCCAGCAGGCUCAGAUGGCCGCGGCGUCCGCCAGCGCAGCCCAGCAGGCCGGUUCUUCUCAGGACGAAGACGAGGAGGACGACAUGUGAGCUCAGGAAACCGUUCGGCUCGUCUAAAAUUUAGUUCUGGGACUGUGGCGGUGCACGCGCAUUCCUGUGCUGCCGUCAACAGAGCCUCAAGAUGUCUCCGAGCACUGAGGAUGCACAUUUCGGAAAGAACGGCGAAAGAGAAAUUGGGCUGAAAACGAAGGGGAUAAAAAGGCUGCUGGGUGUUCGAUUGUUCUCAUGUCCCUCUUUCAUUUGUUAUUCCUGGCAAACGCCGUCUUUGAUGUUUUAUUUGUAGAUUCCUGGAUGUGUGGGGAACCGGCUGAAGGUAGGCGCUGCCUGGGAUGAGUUGGGGGUUUAAAACAAACAUGGCUGUCCUGUAGUCCUCCGUCACAUUCGGUGGUUUGAGUGCACCGCUGAUCUCUCCUUGUUUGGUGUUUGACGUCAGUUUUACUCUAAGGUUUCCGUUUCCUGGUAUAUUUGUUAAACAAUCGAUCGUUUAAGGGUGAAUUUGUUCAGUUGUGUAGAAAACGGACACUUUGUUCAAUUUGAGCUCAUCUGGUUGCUUUGUGUCAUUUUCUUCCUAGAACCACCUCAGUAUUGGCAGCGAGCUACGCCUUUGAACCAAAGACAGAUGACAGACUAACGGCAGUUUGUUUUUAAAGGCGUAGGUGCAACUGGACUGACUCCAGAUCAGUGUAAACGAUAAGGAACCUUUCAUAUCCAGGCUGAAGUUAUUUCCUUUAUUUCCCUCGGGUGCAGUAUCCAAACCUGUUCGUUGUGACUCGGGUCGAUCCUCAGUGUAAAAAACACAGGAAGCCAAGUUUCAAUUGCCUAUUCUGUAUUCUUUAAG